Molecule: messenger RNA, 1056 nt
Organism: Cyprinus carpio (common carp)
Lineage: Eukaryota; Metazoa; Chordata; Actinopteri; Cypriniformes; Cyprinidae
Product: gastrula zinc finger protein XlCGF49.1-like
Exons: 2
Coding region: 1-765 (254 amino acids)
Biological process (GO): regulation of transcription by RNA polymerase II
Molecular function (GO): DNA-binding transcription factor activity, RNA polymerase II-specific; RNA polymerase II cis-regulatory region sequence-specific DNA binding
Source: RefSeq, a predicted model, not a curated record
AUGAAGAUUGAAGAAACAUUCAGAGUCAGACAUGAAGAUACUGAGACACAAACAGACCUGAAAGAAGAGAGUGAAGAACUGAAAGAAAUGCAAGAUAAAGAUCAGUACAAAAAACACCAUGAAUUCAUAACUGGACAAAAAUCAUUUAGUUGCUCACAGAAAGCAAAGACUUCCUCACAAAAAAGAGCUCGAAAGACUAGAUCUAGAAGUCAUUUCAUCUGUCAACAGUGUGGAAAGAGUUUCAGCCAUCAAGGAAAACUUAAAGUCCACAUGAGAAUUCACACUGGAGAGAAGCCUUUCAUCUGCCAACAGUGUGGAAAGAGUUUCAAUGAACAUGGAAACCUUAAAGUCCACAUGAGGAUUCACACCGAGGAAAAGCCUUUCACCUGCUCUCAAUGUGGAAAGAGUUUUACUCAUAAAAGCACUUUUAAUGCCCACAUGACUAUUCACACAGGAGAGAAGCCUUACACCUGCAAACUGUGUGGGAAUAAUUUUGUUGGAAAAGGAAGUUUUAACAUGCACAUAAGGAUUCACACUGGAGAGAAGCCUUACACAUGCCCUCAGUGUGGAAAGAGUUUCACUCAACAAGGAAACUUUAACAGGCACAGGAGAAUUCACACUGGAGAGAAGCUGUUCACAUGUAAACUGUGUGGAAACAGUUUCACACGACAAACAAGCUUUAACGGGCACAUGAGAAUUCACAACAGAGAGAAGAUUAAACCUGUAAAUUGUGUGGAAGAACAUCACAAUAAAACUAAAUCUUAACUAUCACAUGAACAGUCACACUGGUGAGAAGCAGUUUACAUGUGAACAGUGGAAAGAGUUUCAGGCGAAAAGCAACCAUUAAUAAGCACAUGAGGCUUUACACUGGAGAGAGACCUUUUACGUGUCUUCAGUGUAAAAUGUGUUUCACAUAUCAAAAAGACCUCAAACAUCAUUGUGGCAGUCAGGAUGGGGCCGAGAGCUGUGGGAAGGGAUUGAGGCCUCGAGUUUCAUGGAAGGUUCCCGCCUCCUUGCUCUGUUCCCAUGACUCUCAGCCCCGCCCUGCUUGCCACA